AUGGCCCUCCCAAAGAAAUGCAAGUACACGACAAGCGCCAUCCCAUGUGCCGCCGCGGCGAGCGCCCCGACCACCAUCAGCACCCAGUCGAGCCCGUCGGCGCACGCGAACAGCCUGGAGAAGGGCACGGCGGCCGGCGGUGGCUCGAUCUCCUCCACAUCGUCCACCGGCCCUUCGUUAUCCACCUGCACCGCCUCCACCCCGGACUCCAUGUACGGCGACGGCGAUUCCGGCGGCUCCGACACCUCCGACACCGGCGUCAGCGGCUGCAUGUGGGGCGGCGACCACCCGAACAGCCCCCUCGACACCAUCAUCCUCUCCACCAACCAGACGCCCCGUUCCUCUCCUCCAAAACCCUAA
Elaeis guineensis (African oil palm) is the source of this 360-nucleotide messenger RNA. The record is from RefSeq and is a predicted model, not a curated record. NCBI's taxonomy places the organism in Eukaryota, Viridiplantae, Streptophyta, Magnoliopsida, Arecales, Arecaceae.